AUGCUUAGAACUAUUGCUAAACAAACACCAGCUAUUCGUUCGUUAGCAACAUUUGCGUCUCCAGAAUCCGUAUUACCCAAGAAAUAUGGUGGAAGAUUUACAGUGACUUUGAUUCCCGGUGACGGUGCAGGUCAAGAAAUCACAGAUUCCGUAAAGGCGAUUUUCAAAGCACAAAAUGUUCCAAUUGAUUGGGAAGUUGUUGAAGUGAGUGGUGUGGCCAGCGAAAGUGGACACCACGGAGUUAAUGAAGCUGUUGAAUCUCUCAAGAGAAACAAGGUUGGUUUAAAGGGUAUUCUUUACACACCAACUGAUAAAUCUGGAAAAUCUUUAAAUGUUGCUUUGAGAAAGGAAUUGGACAUUUAUGCCUCAUUGGUAUUGAUUAAGAACAUUCCUGGUGUCAAGGGUAUAUACGAUGGAGUUGAUUUUGCCUUGAUUAGAGAAAAUACUGAAGGUGAAUAUUCAGGUUUAGAGCACCAAUCGUACCCGGGAGUUGUUGAAUCUUUGAAAAUCAUGACAAGAUUCAAAUCUGAAAGAAUUGCUAAAUUUGCAUUUGAUUUUGCUUUAAAGAAUAACCGAAAACUAGUUACUGCGAUCCAUAAGGCUAAUAUUAUGAAGUUAGGUGAUGGGUUGUUUAGACAAACUGUUAAGGAUGUUGCUCAAAAUUAUAACGGAAUUGAGGUUAAUGAUUUGAUUGUUGACAAUGCCUCUAUGCAAGCCGUUGCUAAACCUCAACAGUUUGAUGUUUUGGUUACACCUAACUUGUACGGUUCUAUUUUGUCCAAUAUUGGUGCUGCAUUAAUUGGUGGACCAGGUCUAGUUCCAGGUGCCAAUUUUGGUAGAGAAUACGCUGUUUUCGAACCAGGUUGUCGUCAUGUUGGUUUGGAUAUCAAAGGUAAAAACACGGCAAACCCAACUGCAAUGAUUUUAUCAGCAACCAUGUUAUUGAGACACUUGGGAUUGAAUGAUCAUGCCGAUAUAAUUUCAAAAGCUACUUACAAUGUAAUUGAAGAAGGUCAAGUAAGAACUAGAGACAUUGGUGGUAAAUCGACAACUACCGAAUUUACAGAUGCAGUGAUUGAAAAAUUGGCAUAA
Lodderomyces oxycetoniae is the source of this 1092-nucleotide messenger RNA. It is a transcript of the gene IDH1, whose product is annotated as isocitrate dehydrogenase (NAD(+)). The transcript has 2 exons. NCBI's taxonomy places the organism in Eukaryota, Fungi, Ascomycota, Pichiomycetes, Serinales, Debaryomycetaceae. Gene Ontology annotation, cellular component: mitochondrion. The record is from RefSeq and is a predicted model, not a curated record. Gene Ontology annotation, molecular function: NAD binding; isocitrate dehydrogenase (NAD+) activity; magnesium ion binding. Gene Ontology annotation, biological process: isocitrate metabolic process; tricarboxylic acid cycle. Bases 1 to 1092 code for a protein of 363 amino acids.